Messenger RNA from Rhinocladiella mackenziei CBS 650.93, 1452 nucleotides. RefSeq lists its product as uncharacterized. The transcript has 5 exons. Lineage: Eukaryota; Fungi; Ascomycota; Eurotiomycetes; Chaetothyriales; Herpotrichiellaceae. The record is from RefSeq and is a predicted model, not a curated record. The coding region runs from base 1 to 1452 and encodes 483 amino acids.
AUGGCCAGCCUUAUCGAGGAUCCCUUUCCCAUCGAAGAAUUCGAGAAAAGGGCCGGGUUGAAUGGCCACCACAGACCAACAGAGAACUCAGAUGAGCGCUCUCAUGUGGGACGCAGUGGAGUUCAAGAUCGUCAGCCAACAGACACCCCCUUAGGUGACACGAGUCCCUUUACUCUUUUGAAGUGGCAGAGAGGUAAUACCCGCCAGCACGUACAUUUGAGAGUUAAUAAUAGUCGACUGGCAGGUGAGGAACCGCAGAUUACUCCAGCUGACUCUGUCGACGCGUUUGACAGCGAUGGCGGGUGGGAUUUGCGCAUCAUCACCGCUCCCAUGGAUGUCCCCAGCUGCCUGCCUGAAUAUAGGAAGUUGGUCGACCGAUACGAUAUACCUACUGCCUUUGUAUCUGAGAGACUUCGUGCUGUGACUCAUUCAUUUGGUAUUAGAAAGGGGAAGGACGGGUCCGAAACCGUGUGGAUCCAUUUCCUGGGGGUUUUCCCAUCAGAACCUGCGUCUUCAUGGGCCAAGUCAGGGCUGAUCUUGCACUGCUCUCCAGCAGGCACACUCUACAAUGGUGCAAGUGUGUCACCGCCAGAGCUUUCAUGGCGAGUUACCCUCAUCUGUUUCGGUCCGGUGGCAGGGUUCUGGAGAGCGAUUAAUCGCGUUUUCCACUCCGACAGUUGGGUCGACAUCCUCUACGAUCCAUAUCUGUUGAUUAGCAUGGCAUUCGAGUCUUGGUACGCGCUUACUGAUGAGAACGCAUGGCUUGUAAACGACUGGUCCCGUGAAACGGAAAAGGAUAUAUUCAACCACUCAGCACGGCUAGCUGACAGCAGCUUUCAUCAGCCUGUACUCGAUUACACUCGGAUCCACAGGUUCGCUAAGGACACCAUAUUCUUGAUAGAAGGGCUAGAAGCUGCUCUCCGGUCACUCGAACGCGCAAUACAGUGCCAUGCCGAUACUGGUAAAAAGAAUCCGGUCAUUUGGCAAGCCACUCACGAGGCAUUGCUUCAUCACCGGGAGAUGUUUCAUUCAACGAGGCUACGAACGCUGAGUGUGGAACACCGGCUGAAGAAUUUGAUCAAUCUGGCGUUCAAUAUUGGAAGCAUGCGCGACAGCCGGAUCAUGCAACAGGACAGCUACUUCAUGAGGACACUUUCUGUUCUCGCCAUGAUAUUUCUGCCCAUUUCGACAGUCAGCACAGUUUUUGGAACACAGUUCUUCAGCACCGACUCCUGUCUGGACCCUUCGACUGACCAUGAUGAGGUCACAUCUUCAUUUCACGUGAAUCAACGGUUCUGGUUACUGUGGGUGAUUGCCCUUCCAAUGACCUUUGGCCUUCUACUUGGAUGGAGACUUUGGAUCCGAAGAUCACGAAAGAAGGUGAACAUGGCCGCAGGCAUGCACAGUGACGAGGAGGCUAUCAAUGCUGGUGUGAUGGAGGUCCUGAAAUGA